GCCCUUGUGGGUGAGGGUCAGAGCAGAUCCAGUCAGGGUGGCAGUGUGGUCAGAGGUAAAUGCCUGCAGUCAGGCUGAAGAAGCAGACAGUCUUGUGGAAGCCACUGGACUAAGAUGAAUUCAAUGACCCCAUGUCACCCUGGGGGCCUUAAAUCACUCAGACUGUCACAGAAAAGGGACACUGCAGGGUGCAAACAUUCCCGAGGUUUCUAUGGGUUCUUGGAGGCAUCUUCUGUGCACAGCUGCCAGAUGGGCCGACCUAGGUGAUGUUCACCAGGAUCUGGGACUUGCAAACAGGAAAACCCGUGUCUUGACACUCCUCCUACAAAAUGCGUGUCAUAGUCCAGCUGCUUUUCAGCACAGGGAAAGAGAUGAGGUUUUGGGGCCCAGCCCUACAUCCAGCACUGCACAGGCCCACUCACUCAUAGACCCUGGGAGGCCUGCAGCCCUGGAGAGUAUUGGCAGACAGACUUUAGCAAACUGCCUAGAAAAUGGGGAGGAACACAGCAGUGACUUCUCCAGCGCUCUACUUGCUUUAUUCUGUGGCCUUUGUCAGAAUUUGGAGAUGUUCCUGGUGGAUGGGCCAGGAACCGCUAGGAAUGAACUGGGCAGAAGGGAGGUGACUGUUUCUCAGGACAAGAAGGGAAAUCUCUCGUCUCUCUCCUGAGCUGUGCUGUCUCCAUGCUGCUGACGUCAUAAGGCUUAUUAUGACACGUGAUGAUGUCACAGAAGGAUGUCCUGCAUCACCAGGAUAUAAGCAUUGGUGCAGCGGCAGUGCCGGCACUUCCCUGCAAGGCCUGGUCCCUGCUGGGCACUGCUUGGGUGCUCCCCAGCGCUGUCCUUCUGCGGCCAGGAGUGGGGUCAGCAGGCAGCAAGCUUGCACUGGGCGACCCUCGCUGACGGGCGGAGGAGCAGGGGCACCUUGCAGAGGAGCUGUGGUUGAGGAGCCAGGGCGGGCAUCCCUUGUCCUGAGCUGAGGGCCAGCAGCAAGCGAGAUGGAGGGCUGCUGGAGGGUGACCAUCGCCUCUGAUAUGGUUUCCCAGUUCCCAGUGCUCCUGAAUCUCUCCCCCAAAGAGACUGAGGCUAUCUGGGAUGCUGUAUCCGAGCAAAUUCUGGAAGCGCUGAAGCAGGAUAAGGCUAUUCAGGUUGCGGGACUCGGGACCUUUGCUGUUCUCCAAGAGCAAUUCUACGUCAAGCAAAAGCGGCUCCUGAUUCGCAAACCGUUCUUCCAGCUGGACAUUGAUGAGGGGUGGCUGGAGUACAUGUACUGUCCCCCUGAGAUCCUCCCUGAUGACGUCGAGGUCGAGCCGCUGAACUACCUGCAGCUAGCGCAAGCCACCUCCUUCCCACUGUACGUGGUGCAGGAGUGUGUGCAAGAGACCAUCAUCUUGUACUGUUGCCUCCUGAAGAACAAGGAGCACGUCCCCUUUGCAUUCAGGGACAUCGGUGUUUUGACGUGCGAGGAUGACUUCCUGUGCAUGAAGUUUUAUCCGGACUGUGUUAAACGUCUGGAGAGCUCUGAGGACCUCAUUGCAAUGCUCCACAGUAGAAUGUGGCCGGCACACCCGACUGCCUUGAGUGGAGAGACCACCGCUCGUGCGAUCCAGAUGUUCCCAAGGUUUCAUCUGACUGUGAGGACAAGGCCAGAGGCCAAAGUGCAGUUCACCUCGCAGCAGCAAGCUGCAGGAGAGUGCAGGAUGAGAGGAGUUUCAUUGUGCCAUCCUGGCAAGCUGCUGGAGAGGCGGAAGCUUUCCCGCCCACGGUGA
Molecule: messenger RNA, 1766 nt
Organism: Anas platyrhynchos (mallard)
Lineage: Eukaryota; Metazoa; Chordata; Aves; Anseriformes; Anatidae
Source: RefSeq, a predicted model, not a curated record